Messenger RNA from Pomacea canaliculata, 4327 nucleotides. RefSeq lists its product as uncharacterized. The record is from RefSeq and is a predicted model, not a curated record. Bases 1203 to 2447 code for a protein of 414 amino acids. Gene Ontology annotation, cellular component: nucleus. Lineage: Eukaryota; Metazoa; Mollusca; Gastropoda; Architaenioglossa; Ampullariidae. The transcript has 9 exons. Gene Ontology annotation, molecular function: ATP-dependent polydeoxyribonucleotide 5'-hydroxyl-kinase activity; double-stranded DNA binding; polynucleotide 3'-phosphatase activity. Gene Ontology annotation, biological process: DNA repair.
AAAUAAACGAACGAUAUCAUAUCUUUUUAUCUCUGUUUAUAUGGAUGCGAGUUGCCUUUUGUACGAUUUCCUUUAUGGUGAUUGUCGAACAUAUCAAUUUAUCCGCUUGAAACUGAAGCUUACGUUUCGCUAUUACAACCCGUAUGUCUGCAAUGCUUGUCCAGUGAAGAGAGAUGUCAAUGACAGUAAUCGAGACGAGACCUUUUUUUUUAAAAAUUGUGUGUGCAUCGCGCCUUAACUGUGUGUUUCUGCGCGCGUUUGCUGUCAAAUAAAAUGGAAUGAAAGUUUGUUAAAGCAUUUCAACGAUACUAAGGAUACUGAGAGGAGAAGUGGGACUAAAACCAAGCAAAUAUUUGUAGCUGAUAUUUUAAUUUUAUUCAUCGUGGUCAGCUUAAAAGUCGAUAGUAAAUCAACGCAAUUCUUAACAAUUUUAACAGAUUAAGUUCAGAUUAAGUAAACACUAGUUUGUCGACAGAGAAUCUAGAGGAAUCACUGUGUUUUACAGAUGAAGUUCUGCCUAAAAUAUUGCGAAUUUAUUAAUCAGGUAAACUUUUUUAUUUACCGCGUGAAUUUAAUCGCGUGUAGCGCAGGUAGUUGGCAUGAUCGUGGAUAUUUAUAAAUGAUCUUCAAUACUUAGUAUUGACAAGCAGGAGAAAUAUGCAUAUGCCAAUCACUAAAGGAAGUGUGGGUCUUUUAGCGAGUUAACCAGCACUCGUAUGUGUAUGAAGGCAGCGAUGACAAGUGUCUCGUUUAAAAAGACUGUACUCAUGCAGAGAUCGAUUUCUCCCAAGUAUGUGGCUAUAUACAGGCAGCAAGUAUGAGAAGCAUACUAAAAUGUUUACAUAAAUGAUAUAAGCUGUGCAAUCCGUCGAUCUUGUUUAAGGAGUUACGCCCACCUCUGGAUACGGGAUCCUCAAGCUUGCUUGAUUACUAUACAAGAACGAGAACCAAUCGUUGUCUCCGCGAAGCACGCGUUUGGCGUUGCCUCCCUUGAAGCGUGUUGCUACUUGCAUGUUUGGGUAGCUUUUAACGGGUACCAAUCCUGUUCAUACUUGUCGUUUGAACUUGUAUUACGUGAUUUGACUGACCUUCACCCACUAGCUGCCUGUAUAUAUAGGCCUGUCAUGCAUCGAAGUGCCCCAAGAAACUCUAUAGGAAGUGAAAUAUCUGUUCAACAGUAAGAAGGCAGUCGUUCGGUUAUCAUGAGUCGACCCAAACGAAAGGCUGUGGUAGACACAGCCAAGCGGGUUAAAAAGGCAAGGGGUGAGACAGAUUUAGGCUGGGGUCUUAACUGGUCCUCAGCUGGGACCAUGCAUAAAGGGAUGUGUCCCUUACUUGUGUUGACUUCCUCCGAGCUGGAGGGUCGAGAGAAGGUGGCGAGCUUUGAUAUUGACUUCACAGUCAUCAAGACAAAAAGUGGGCGUAAGUUCGCUACAGGUGAAAAUGACUGGGAAUGGUGGGACAAAAGUGUACCAGGCAAGCUAUGCAGUCUGGAUGAAGAUGGAUACCGUCUGGUGUUUUUCACAAACCAAGCAGGUAUUGAAAAGGACAAGGUCAAACCUGAAACAGUCAGGAACAAGGUAGAAGCCAUCAUUAAGGAGCUUGCUGUUCCAGUACAGGUUUUUAUAUGCACAGGAACUAAUCACUAUCGAAAGCCAUCACCUUUGAUGUGGGAGUAUUUGAACGAGAGCUGUAAUCAAAGUGUUGUGGUUGACAAAGCAAAGAGUUUUUAUGUUGGAGAUGCAGCUGGACGUCCUAAAGGGUGGGCUAAGGAAAAACCUAAGGACUUUUCAUGCAGUGAUCGGAUGUUUGCUGCCAACGUUGGCAUUAAAUUCUAUACACCAGAAGAAUUCUUCUUAGGAGAAUCUGCAGCCAAAUUUGAGUGGGGUUCAAUUGAUCCUGUGAAGUUCCUGAUGUCAGUGCCAACAACUAAGUCCAAAGAACAGCACCACAAGAAGAAUCAGGAGCUUCUUGUACUGGUGGGAGUACCAGCAUCAGGAAAAAGCACAUUUUCAAAGCAGUACUUUCAGCCAAAUGGCUAUGUUUCUGUUAAUCGUGACACCCUUGGAACAGUACAAAAAUGUCUCAAGGUUGCCAGAGAGGCCUUGGACAGUGGCAAGAGUGUUGUUGUAGAUAAUACCAACCCAUCCCGUUCUGCACGUGGGGCUUUUCUGGAGCUAGCAAAAGAGUUUGGUGUACCAUGUCGAUGCUUUUGGCUUCAGACUUCAUUGGCUUUGGCUCAUCAUCUGAACUUGGUGCGGCAAAAUCAGACUGAUGGUGGUGUGCGUCGAGUGCCAGAUGUUGGAUACAAUAUGUUCAAAAAGAACUUUGAAGAGCCUGCUAUGGAUGAAGGAUUCACAGAGAUUAAAAAAGUGGAUUUUGUGCCAAGGUUUGCCAGUACACGAGAUGAAAACAUCUUCAAACAAUGGACUACAGCUGGUCAUUAGCUGUUAAUUUCAUCUGGCUGCACUUAACCAUGUGCACCCUUGCCCACCCACACAUAGAACAUGCUGGCUGUGUGCACCAGAAGACAAAGACUACGACUAAAGAAUUUAAUGCUCAGAAUGAAUACAAGCCUGUCAUUUUCAGUGUGUUUAUUUUCAAAGCUACCCAUAAUCCUCUGUAAUAUGAUCUGUAAACCUUUCUCUAGCCUAAUGCAGUGAAUAUUGAUGACAUUAUCAUAAUAGAAAUUUAUGCUGUAUCACAUAAAUCUCACUGUUAAAUAUGAAGUAAAAAGAAAGUUAUGUUUAGGCUGAGAGACUUUAUUUGCAAAAAUUACACCUAACAAAUAUGAGGUUAAUAAGCCUGGUAUGCAUUGAUCAUUUUUCUAACAUUUUUGAUCUCUUAUUGCCAUACAGUAAUUUAUAAAUUAUGUUGAAGUAAGAAAUUGUCUUUCACGUAUCUCUAAAUCCCACCUUCUGUGAUAAAGUGCCAUAUUUGCUACCUUUUUAAAUACAUUUUUUGUUACAUAUAUAUAUAUGUCACAUUUUUAUAGAUCACGAAUGUGCUUUAGCUUAUGUUUUAGUCUACAGAGUAUUCAAAAUGAGUGUUGUUAUAGCGGAUAGGCUCAUUGUAAACUCUUUAAUUUAUUGUUUUACUCUUCAAGUCUUGUUAUUGAAUGACAUUUAUUCAUUUUCCCAAAUACAUUAUUUAUGUAGCAUAAGGGCCAUGUGUAUGCAUGUGCUUACGUUUAUAUGUAUGUGCAAGGUUGUGUGUGUGCAUUCAUAUGCACGUUCAUGUACAUGCACGUCAGUGACAGGAAAAAGUGAACAUGUAUAUUAUGUUCACUGUGCACUACCUUAAUUGAGUCUAGUGUCAGUGCUUUAAGUUUCUUUUUCUGUACGCUGGUGUCGACAAGCAAUUCAGCAGAAGAAGGUUGUAUCAGACAUUACUGCUUCUGCAAAUGAAAUUUUUCUUUAUUAUAUUACAUCUUCGUUACUAGUAAACAGUUCAUCUGUCAAAAUAUUUUAGAUUUCAUCACUUCUGAUUGAAGAUUUUAUCACUUUGGACACUUUAUCUGCGCUGAAAAUGUGAUGCAAAUUUUUAAUGUAAAAUUGUUGAACCAUAUUGGCUACAUCAUUGUGUUUUUGCACUGAUGUAAAUAGGCAACUAGGCGAUGUAAUAUAUUAGCUCUGUUCUGCUAUUUCUACCUCAGAAAUAUACUCCUGUUGGUUGUUAGGGAAUGUUUUGUGUUUAUUAAAGCAACAGAUUUAAGUAAACACUUUUGAGAGAUUAAUCCAGUGCGCAUAAUUACAACCAUAUUCAUAUCAAAACUUUUAGCUAAUGACAUGGUUUUGUGUUCUUCAGACAUCAGAGGUGAGAGACCAGAAUUCAAUGCAUCUUGCCCACCUUUCCAUAUUACACUAUAUAAAUCAGCAAAAAAGGCAAGAAGGAACAAAUAAUUUGUAUUUGCUAUAUUUUUAUAUCUCGCCAUAUGCAUGGAUAUGGUCUGAGCUCAUUGUGUGAAGGUGCUUACUGAAAUAAUUUGCUUUCCAGAUUGUAGUGGUUAGUCCGAUGCCAUUGGAACUUGCGUAGGGUGAAGAGGUCAGCGUAAAUGUACUUUAUGUACUACUGGCAAAGCAGAUGAAACCACUCUGCAGGAUAGACUCCUAGAUUCUGUCCUAGGAUUCAUUCAUGCAUUAUCUGUUAUCAUGCUGGCUUAACCUCUCUCUAAGUUUAAACCUGUUCAGCUGACACUUUAUUUUCUCAAUUUUAUUAUUUCUUCAGCAUGAAGUUCUGGUUGUAAUUUAAUAUUUUGGUUUUGUAAGUAAAUUAUAAAAAAUUUUUGGAUGGUAUUUUUGAUCACAAUUACAGUUAAGCACUGCUA